AUGGAAUCAGAGUUCGUGGCUCUUGCUUCCGCCAGUCAAGAAGCAGAAUGGUUGAGGGACCUUCUAUUAGAAGUUCCGUUGAUAAAAGACAAUGUCUCAAAGUUGUUGGUACACUGCGAUAGCCAAGCCACUUUAGCUAGAGUAUUCAAUGAAAUGUCCAACAACAUUGUUUUCGUUCUUGUUAGUGAUCCUCCAUCUAUCAGCAUCAGUGAAAAUAGAAAUUUUCAAACCAUUAAACAUGGUUUAGAACCGCAUGAUCCGAACACAAUCACAACUCCUGAUGCGUGGAAUGGCUAUUUAUGGGGCCGAACUCUCUGCACAGGCACAGAAGGAAAUUUCACAUGUCUUACCGGCGACUGUGGUACCGCGAAUGUGUCCUGCGAUGAAAACGGAACCGUGCCGCGUGCUACCCUAGCCGAAUUUCGUUAUAGCUAUGAAGGUGGAAUUUACUUUUACAACAUUAAUGUGGUAGAAGGUUUCAACAUUCCCAUAGUAGUGACUCCUAUAAGUGAAGCCAGCCAGAAUUUGAAUUGCAUAAGUGCAGGAUGCCCUAUGAGUAUAAAUACUAUUUGCUCUAUAGAAACUUGUAAACCAAGUUCUUACUCUCCCACAUUCAAGAAAGCAUGUCCUCAGGCCUAUAAGGAUUCUUAUGACAAUGGGACAAACACAUUUAGUUGUUCAACUAAGUCUUUCAAGAUUAUCUUUUGCCCAGCUUUCAGUUUUGUUUCAUAA
Molecule: messenger RNA, 732 nt
Organism: Lathyrus oleraceus (garden pea)
Lineage: Eukaryota; Viridiplantae; Streptophyta; Magnoliopsida; Fabales; Fabaceae
Product: thaumatin-like protein 1b
Exons: 4
Coding region: 1-732 (243 amino acids)
Source: RefSeq, a predicted model, not a curated record